CUCCGCCCCCUUUGUCUUUAUUCAGUGUUUCUCAAUCUGAAGGAGGACAGAGAGAAAGAAUCACAGAUCAGGACACCAGGAGGAGAGACGGGCCGAACACACCGAACCAUGGCCACAGCAGACACGAGACCGCAGCACAUCCUUCCGUCCGAUCCCCGCGCAGCCAGCCUCAUGUCACGGAUCACCUGCACCAGAACCGAGCUGACUGACACCACGGCGGAUCCGAGGCUAGAAUGAGGGUGAUUUACGUCCAGAACGCCGGCGUGGUCGCUGCUUUCUCGACUGAGAUUUUCCGCGGUAGAUUGAAACAAAGGAAUAACGGAGAAAUCAUGAUCGAACGCGCCACGGGAAAGAGAACACGUCAUAACGGAGUAGGAUACGUCAUAAUGGUAUAGAACGCGUCAUAAUAGAUUAAUGCACAAUAGAUACAUUGUCGUUCUAAUUGUGAAUGAUACAUUGUAGCAGUUCAUAAGUGCCAUAAAACCACAUGGCACGUGUUCAUUAGUUUCUUUUUAAUAAUAUGCCUAUUUAGUCCAUUCAUAGCCCUGGUUUAUCGUUCAUAAUUAGACUGGGAUUAUUAUUUUCUUUUAGAUAGCCUACCAUAGCCGGUUAUAGGUAGAAUAGAUAGACACCUCAUUUAAAUAUGAGUCAUUUUUGACAAUCAUAAAUUAGUUUAUAUGUUAACAUAAUAAACCUUUGCAUUGUAAUUUAUUUAUUUAUUUAUAUGCUAAUUAGCUAUAUUAAUUAGAUUUAUAUUAUCAAUAUUUCAAAGCAUUUAGUCAAGAUAUUUAAACAUAUAGGGAGGUGUAAAAUAUCAUCCUCCUGCGUGAUGGAGACACAAAGACCAGGUGACCCGCCGGGCCCCUCAGUGCUGACGAAAGCCCCUGAGGGCCCCGGUGAGGUCAAACGCAGCAGCUCUGGUGUGAAGAAACAUCAUCACAAACACAACCUGAAGCAUCGCUACGAGCUGCUGGAGACCCUGGGGAGAGGAACCUAUGGCAAAGUCAAGAAGGCCAUCGAGCGGCAUUCUGGAAGAGAGGUUGCCAUCAAGUCCAUCAGGAAGGAGAAGAUUAAAGAUGAACAGGACAUGGUUCACAUUCGAAGAGAAAUCGAGAUCAUGUCGGCUCUUCGCCACCCACAUAUCAUCUCAAUAUAUGAAGUGUUUGAAAAUAAGGACAAGAUAGUGAUUGUCAUGGAAUACGCCAGUAAAGGUGAACUCUAUGACUACAUCAGCGAACGCAGACGCCUGACUGAGAGAGAAACCCGACACUUCUUCAGGCAGAUCGUCUCUGCUGUGCACUUCUGCCAUAAGAAUGGUGUUGUUCACCGAGACCUGAAACUGGAAAAUGUUCUACUGGAUGAAAACUGUAACAUAAAGAUUGCUGAUUUUGGGUUGUCCAACCUGUAUCAUAAAGACAAGCUCCUCCAGACCUUUUGUGGUAGUCCACUGUACGCAUCCCCAGAGAUCGUCAACGGCAGACCAUACCGUGGUCCAGAGGUGGACAGCUGGGCUUUGGGGGUUUUGCUGUAUACGCUGGUCUAUGGCAGCAUGCCAUUCGAUGGAGGGGACCACAAAAAUCUCAUUUGGCAAAUCAGCAACGGAGAGUAUCGAGAACCAUCCCAGUCAUCAGAUGCUCGUGGUCUUAUCCGCUGGAUGCUGAUGGUCAACCCCGAGCGGCGGGCCACAGUGGAAGACAUCGCCAAUCACUGGUGGGUAAACUGGGGAUGGAAAACCAGUGUGUGUGACUGUGAAUCGCAAAGGGAUGCUGGCUCACCCAUGCUGGCUCGUCUCAUUGACUGGCAGAACCGGACCGAGCCUCGACCCACUAAAGCCAUCCGGUCCGAGCCAUUCCUGCUUGUCCGUCAACGGCCCAAAAAGUCUAAGAAAGAGAAUGAUGACGAUGUGUCUCACUGUAAUGGAGAUGACAGCCUGGGCCUCAAGAGACCAAAGGGCAUCCUGAAGACAAGAAUCUCUGAAGAGCAACGCUCUCCAAGUCUGGAAGAAAUAGAAUCCAGUGUGGGAACCCCAGAGAAGGAAUCCGGGCCUGAAGAUGAAGAGGGCGAGGAGGAGCAGGGGCUAACAGGCAACUCUCCUACCAAAGCGGUCUCUAUCCUUCCGAAGAAGGGAAUCCUAAAGAACAACCAACAACGGGAAUCAGGGUACUAUUCUUCCCCAGAGCGCAGCGAGUCCUCUGACCUGCUAGGUGGCAACAUUACACCUCUUGCCGCCAGCUCACCACCAAAGCGAGCGGUUGGUAGGAAGGGCAUUUUGAAGCACAACGGGAAAUAUUCUACAUACAGUGGUGCUCCUCCUUUGAGUGUCCUUGGGGAACCUGCACCUGGCGAUUCUGGUUUAUCCCGCAGUCAGAGUCGCCCAUCUAGUAUUGUAAGGGAGGAUAGGGACACCAUCACCAACAGUUCCUUCAGUGGCACUGACUGGCCCCCACCCGGUGCCCGCCCCAACAUCAGAGGCUGUGUGUCUGCAGAAAACCUUCUCCAGCUGGCCAACUUCAAAGGUCUCCAGGCAGCUCCUCCCCUACAUAGUGGGAAAUUCAGCCGAGGAACGCGGGGCUCUCCGGGGGAUAACAGCAGCUUCUCUCUACUAGGAGAUCUUGAUGAUAUGACUCAGGUGUACCAACAAGCCCUGGACAUCAGCAACAACCUGUCAUAGGGAUGGGGGCCAGUUGAGAGGGGCCUAGAAAGAAAGAAGGUGGAGCAAGUGGAAGAUGUUUGUUCGGCAUGUUGUUGACGACCAGUGCAAAACUGGGAUUCUAUGAAUGUGAGUCCUUUUUCAAUGGGAUGAUAUUGGAGGUUGUACACAACCAAACCUUAACUCCUAACCCUUAACCCUAAUCCUACCCUAUUUUACUUGACCUUUACUCAACCCAAUCUUAUACACAGUUAAAAUUUGUAUCAAAUACAACUAUAGGAACUAUAGCCUAGGGGGAUUUAAGGGUUUGAAGUAAGUAAAAUUUAAGUUGGUACUCUGGGACAUUAUCCCCCUACAGGCAAGGAAUGAUAUUAAAUGUUUACAUAUUAAGUAUAAGGUGAGUUAGCAUCACAGUAUGGCAUCAUGUAACAGCAGCCUUGAUUAAACAAAAAUAAGAGCCAACCUGAGUUUAUCAAGCACCUUAAAACUCUCACAGAGCCGUUUGUGAUAUUUACUUCCAAAAAAAGAAACCAGGGUCUUGCUCCAAAUGAACUGUUGUUGUGUAUUAUUUAUUAAUAUUUUUUUGUAGAUUUAGUGAUACAAAACUGGUGUGGUCUGGCAGUACUGGAAGAAUAAGAAACUGAAAUCUCUCGUUGUCCUUGGUUGGAACUGACAUAUAUAAUUGUUAUUUUUCUUUCUUGGUUAUUGUAAUAUGACAUUUAAACUGCAUAUGUAAUGAUCAAACUCGUAUUGAUCCUAUGAGUCGAAGCAUAUAUAUGGAUUUAUAGAAGUGCCUUUUUGUUUGUUUGUUUUUAAUUUUUUAAUUCAUAUUAAAUUAUGUAUGUCAUUUCCUUAAGGUGGAGAGAGAUGCCAGAGGAAGCUGUCAUCAGAUGAACAGCGUAUUAUUGUUUUUAUUUUAUUAUUUUAUUUUUUAGUUUGUAUCGAAUGCUUAGAAGAGCCCCAGGACCUCUGAGCACAAAGCCUACCCUACAGAACUACCUGACUUCAAGGUUAAAUUUGCCCCACUUCUGCCGAGAGGCUAGUGCUUUACAGUGCAUUAUUCAAGAAGAAGAAUGGUCAGUCCAUGAACACCUUGAAAGGGAGUUUAUUUUCAGAACUCGCUGGGUAAUUCAAGGUGCCAGCAUGCUGGAUUGGUUGUUUCUGAUUGAGUCCUGACAGGAACAUGUGUGCAUGCACCAUGUGUUUCUCUAGAAUGGUACUCUUGUGGUUUCUUGAUUGGGUUAGCUGACUGUUUAGAGUUCUGGACACCUUCACAUUAACAAGGUUUAACUCAAGGUAGAAAUGUCAGACACAAUCUCAACUCCAAAGAAUGUUCAGGCCGAGACAAGCUUGUUUGACUAUUUCCAAAGGUUUUGGACUGUAGGAACAUUGUCUCUCCUGAUGUUUAUGUGUUGAUGCUUAGGGAUUAUAAUUGCUUAGCUUUAAGAAUAAUGGAUUAUUGGUUCUCUGUUGAACUUUGAUGCCCAAAUCACUCCCGCUAGAGCUAAAAAAAAAA
Sinocyclocheilus rhinocerous is the source of this 4166-nucleotide messenger RNA. RefSeq names its product NUAK family SNF1-like kinase 1. The record is from RefSeq and is a predicted model, not a curated record. Gene Ontology annotation, cellular component: cytoplasm. Gene Ontology annotation, biological process: microtubule cytoskeleton organization; protein phosphorylation; intracellular signal transduction. NCBI's taxonomy places the organism in Eukaryota, Metazoa, Chordata, Actinopteri, Cypriniformes, Cyprinidae. The transcript has 7 exons. Gene Ontology annotation, molecular function: ATP binding; tau-protein kinase activity. The coding region runs from base 830 to 2671 and encodes 613 amino acids.